AGGCCGGGGACAAGAAAAGCGGGCUGCAACAGAACCAACAUUUCUCUUCAUCGUCGUCCUCUGACAUUCCCCGCCCCCCUCCCGCCCCUUCCGCGCAUUCCACUCCUACGCCCGCGACCACCAUGUUCGCCACGCUCCUUUCGUCCACGCUCUUUUUCGCCCUUGCGAUCCAGUCCGCGACCGCAGAGUUCUCCAUUGACACCCCUACCUUGACUCAGUGCCAAGACGUCCAGUUUGGCUGGCAGGACACCGGCGCUGGCCCCUACAACCUCCUCGUUGUUCCUGGUGACGACCCCUGCAGCGACGUUGUUGCUGAUCUCGGUGACCACGAUGGCACCAGCAUGACCUGGAAGGUCAACCUCGCCGCUGGCACGAAGGUUAUGUUCUCUCUUGAAGAUAACAACGGUGACGAAGCCUGGUCUGGCGCUAUGACCGUCCAGGGCAGCGAUGACUCUUCUUGCCUGCCCCAGGCAUCCUCCUCCGCUGCCUCCAGCUCCACUGCCAGCUCCUCUGCUGCUUCCUCCAGCGCCGCCCCCACGACGUUGGUCGUAUCUGCCAACCCGACCAAGGCGGCAACCACCGCCGCCGCGACGACCUCGAGCGGCUCCGCCGUCCCCGUGGGCGCCGCCAACGCAGGCUUCAACCCCACCUCCGGUGCCUUCUCCGCCCGCCAGUUGAGCACGCCCGCCCUGGUCCUGGGUGCCCUCGGCGCACUCGUCGCACUCGCCUGAGUUCCCGGGCCCCCCUGUCCCCCAAUCCGUGUAUACCCAAACCCCCCUUGCACUUUCUAUGAUUCUGUAUCCUGGAGAUACACGUGUACACCACUGUCUCCGUCUCCAGGGAAGGGCUGGUUGAUUUACUCUUACUUGGCGUCUAUGGAGAAGUCUAUAGUGGAUCUGAUAUUGAUUGAUCUUUUUCUUGAUCUUGGUGAUUUAUUGAGGUAUUUUAAGAGCUCGAAGGGUACCGGUGUCAGUGGUUUCUUGGAAUUGUUUGUAUAUUGUCAAUAUACUACCAGCGAAUCGUGGUAUUUCGCCCUCGGGCGAUGGAUGUCACGACCAGACGACAACGUACCUACUACGACCUUGGAGACCCUGUACUGAAACCUGCAGAAACUGCAAUAUCUACACCCUGACCCGCUAUCGUGAGUUGCGCAAUAUGCCGUCAGCAAUAGACGGAAAUAAUCGAACAUGACCUUCGUCUACUAUAACAUUCAAGUUGCG
Gloeophyllum trabeum ATCC 11539 is the source of this 1220-nucleotide messenger RNA. RefSeq lists its product as uncharacterized. The coding region runs from base 123 to 731 and encodes 202 amino acids. The transcript is spliced from 5 exons. The record is from RefSeq and is a predicted model, not a curated record. Lineage: Eukaryota; Fungi; Basidiomycota; Agaricomycetes; Gloeophyllales; Gloeophyllaceae.